Messenger RNA from Tetranychus urticae (two-spotted spider mite), 1768 nucleotides. RefSeq names its product acid phosphatase type 7. The record is from RefSeq and is a predicted model, not a curated record. Gene Ontology annotation, molecular function: acid phosphatase activity; metal ion binding. NCBI's taxonomy places the organism in Eukaryota, Metazoa, Arthropoda, Arachnida, Trombidiformes, Tetranychidae.
UUCAAUCCAAGUCUGAAUUAAAUUCUGUUCAUGUCUCUUCAUUUCAACCAUUUCAAUGAAAAUAUUUGCUUCCAAUGACACUCACUAUUUCCAAUAUUAAAUGGCAACAGCCAGAAGCAACCAGAUGGAUGGAAAAUUUGGCCUUCCCAUCCUCUUGCUGAUUGAUUUAUCUAAUCAUGGGAAAAUGUAAUCUUUUUGCUGACUCGAGUGAUCGUGAUAAUGUAACGGGAAGAGAUUCAGUCAUUGAAUCUUUACAAUAAUUUAAUUUGUUAUUUUGUCUCAGUACAAUCAACAGCUUGAACGUGCUUCAAUUGUAUUCAAAAUGUUACUUUAUUACCUUUUGGCCAGUUUGGCCAGUUUAACCUUCACCAAUGGGUUCAAAGAAGGCCUUUCCAUCUCCACUAUUUACCAGCAACCCGAACAAGUCCACCUUUCAUUAGGAGUCAAUCCAUCGGAAAUGAUAGUUACCUGGACUACUUUCGAUCCAAUUAGUUUACCUUCGGCUGCAUAUGGAAUCUCAACGCUUAAUGAAACAACUUACGGAUAUUCAACCAAAUUUGUUGAUGGAGGCUCAGAAAAACGAGUCAUGUACAUACACAGAGUUACAAUGAACAAUCUUAAACCAGAUCAAAAGUAUGUUUACCGAGUUGGCAGUGAUGCUGGUUGGAGUGAAAUUUUCUGGUUCAAGACUAUUAAAGAUGGUGUUGAUUGGAGUCCAACUUUGGCUGUAUUUGGUGAUCUUGGCAAUGAUAAUGGAAAGUCGAUUCCAAAGUUACAACAAGACUCUCAGGAUGGAGCAUUUGAUGCCAUCCUUCAUGUUGGAGAUUUCGCUUAUGACUUGGACUCGGAUAAUGCACGAGUUGGCGAUCAAUUUAUGAGACAAGUUGAACCAUUUGCUGCUUAUGUACCUUACAUGGCAACUCCCGGAAAUCAUGAACAGGCCUACAAUUUCUCCAACUAUGUUAAUCGUUUUACAAUGGUUGAUACCAGAAGCAAAGAGAUCAACAACCAUUUUUACAGCUACAACAUUGGUCCAGCUCACUUCAUCAGUUUUUCAACAGAAUUUUACUUUUUCUUCGAAUAUGGCUGGAGUCAAUUGUACACUCAAUUCAAAUGGUUAGAGGAGGAUCUGAUUGAAGCUAAUAAACCAGAGAACCGAGCUGUUCGUCCUUGGAUUAUCACACUUGGACAUCGGCCAAUGUAUUGUAACAGUCUUACUAAAGAUGAUUGCACUUUCCGAGAAUCAAGGAUUCGCAAAGGUAUUCCAGUCGUAUAUGAGCUUGGCUUAGAAGACCUGUUCUACAAGUAUGGUGUUGAUCUGGAAAUUUGGGGUCACGAACAUUUCUAUGAGCGAUUGUGGCCAAUUUACAACUUGAAGGUUUACAAUGGAAGCUUGGAUGAACCUUAUACCAAUCCUAGUGCUCCAGUCCAUAUAACUACUGGUUCAGCGGGUUGCCAAGAAGGUCUUAAUCCUCCAGUUUCAGAUCCAACUGAUUGGAGUGCUGUUAGAAUUGAAGAUUAUGGAUUUUCUCGGAUGAAGAUUCAUAACCGUACUCAUUUAACUUUUGAGCAGUUAUCUGUUGAUCAGGAUCAUAAAAUUGUUGAUAGUAUUACCAUAAUAAAGGAUAAACAUGAGCCUUAUCCUGCACGAAAAGCUACUCAUAAUUGAAAGCUCGUAACUUUUAGACUACAUUUUUAACCGACUUUGUGAUAUCAACCCGAAUCAUCUGAUAUUUUAAUUUUAAUUGCUAGAAAACAAUGCAAAAUU